UCAAGAAACAAAACAAUAAGAGGGAAUCAUCUCCUGCAAAGAGGAUUAGACUUAUAUACACACACAUAAACAUAAUUAAAGACAGACCAUGUCGUAUUCAGCAACAAUGAAACGGUCACUCGAGAUUGAGGUGAUCUCAGCAGAAGGGCUCAAGGCAGAUCGUAAACCAUUGAAGAGAAAAACAUACAGCGUCGUCAGCAUCGACCAGAAAUAUUUUGCUUCCAAGCCGGAUGAUCUGGGUGGGAGCUGUCCUGUUUGGAAACACAAAUUCGACAUGGAGAUGCCAAUAAACGGAACCGUAGGGUUCAUUACCGUCGAGGUACGUUAUCGGACGAGUGGAGGAGCUGAGAAACAUGUCGGAUACGCCAAGAUUCCCGUGACGGAUUUCAUGGGAGGUUUUGCUCCGCAAGGGCAUUUGAACUUCUUGAGUUACAGGUUGAGAGAUGAGUAUGGUGACAAAUGCGGCGUCGUCAAUGUCUCUAUCAUGGUGAAACCUGACAGAUCAAUACCAGUGCCGUUGCCUUCGUCUUCAUUUGCGCCGUGUUCUUCCCAAGCUGCUGCUAAUAACCAUAUGUGGAGACCGAGGACUUCUUCAUCAAUGGCUUCCACUGCUGUUUAUGGCGGUGGUCGUGUAGUCACCGGAGUUCCUGUUUGGUGUGCGUACCAACGCCCGGCUUAAUUUUAUUUUUCGUACCUGACUUGAUCCUACGACUGCACAUAUUUAUCUUUUGAUUUUUUUUUUGCCAUGUUUAUUCCGAAAAUUGGGAUUUAAUGGGAAAAAAUAAAAUAAAACGUUGAUUAAUCAUGAAAUCUGUUCGAUUGAAGUAUUAUGAAAUAAAUAAAACACAUUUGCUUAAAAGCUUUCACAA
Capsella rubella is the source of this 869-nucleotide messenger RNA. Its product is annotated as BON1-associated protein 2. The record is from RefSeq and is a predicted model, not a curated record. Gene Ontology annotation, biological process: defense response. Lineage: Eukaryota; Viridiplantae; Streptophyta; Magnoliopsida; Brassicales; Brassicaceae. The transcript has a single exon. Bases 89 to 679 code for a protein of 196 amino acids.